Molecule: messenger RNA, 1032 nt
Organism: Diprion similis
Lineage: Eukaryota; Metazoa; Arthropoda; Insecta; Hymenoptera; Diprionidae
Gene: SrpRbeta
Product: signal recognition particle receptor subunit beta
Exons: 4
Coding region: 94-840 (248 amino acids)
Source: RefSeq, a predicted model, not a curated record
GUAGAGGUGAGGUGAGAGGUGACAUUUACACCAUAUGCACCCACGUUGAGUUUAGUUUAGUAGUGAAAAUAUCGCAAUUUAACACGAUCCAGAAUGGGGAACAAACGUGGAGAGACGCUGAUACUCGAGAACAAUGAAAACACACAAUUUAUUGGAAUGCUCGUUGCUGUGUUUACCAUAUUUAUCACGCUAGUUGUAUUUGCUGUAUGGCGUAGGAGGAGAUCCGUUGGCCGAAGCGUGAUCUUGGCAGGGCUUAGUAAUGCUGGAAAAACAUUGCUGUACGCUCGGCUCCUUCAUUCCAAAUAUGUCGCGACACACACCUCUGUUAAAGAAAAUAUCGGAGACAUUACCAUCAACAAUAGCACUUUGCGAAUUGUUGACAUUCCUGGUCACGAGCGACUGAGGCAAAAAUUUUUUGAUAAUUACAAAUCUUCGGUAAGAGGAUUAGUCUACGUCAUUGAUUCAGUGACCAUACAAAAAGAUGUCAGAGAUGUUGCUGAAUAUUUAUAUACGCUCCUAUCUGAUCCUACGAUUCAAAAAAAUGGACCCCCUGUUCUAAUUUUAUGCAACAAACAGGAUCAAACAACAGCCAAGGGAUGCAGUGUAAUUAAAUCCUUACUCGAGAAAGAAAUUAAUUUGCUUAGGGUAACAAAGACUAAUCAAUUAGAGGCUACGGAUGCCUCGUCAUCAAAUUUUUAUCUUGGUAAACAAGGUAAAGACUUUGAGUUUAUUCAUCUCGGCUCGAAAGUUGAUUUUGCUGAAGCUAGUGCAUUCGAUAAAGAUUCUGAUACUUCUGCUGACAUUGAACAACUGGAUAUCUGGCUACAAAAGAUAGCUUAGUACCUAAGAUCUCAUAAAUCAUGCGUACACCAUAUCGUUUCAUUGUCUGUAUCGAAUCUAAACGAUUAUUUACACAAUAUGCACAUGGUCAUAUACAUAUUUUGCAACAUGAAUAAUAAUUUUUAACUUUUUUCUCUAUUCAUUAUUAUAUCGCUUUAUUUCAGAAUACAUACUGCGUUUCUUACUUGAAUA